This is a messenger RNA of Gadus chalcogrammus (walleye pollock), 1818 nucleotides long. It is a transcript of the gene dldh, whose product is annotated as dihydrolipoamide dehydrogenase. Lineage: Eukaryota; Metazoa; Chordata; Actinopteri; Gadiformes; Gadidae. Gene Ontology annotation, cellular component: mitochondrion; oxoglutarate dehydrogenase complex. The coding region runs from base 72 to 1598 and encodes 508 amino acids. The record is from RefSeq and is a predicted model, not a curated record. The transcript is spliced from 14 exons. Gene Ontology annotation, molecular function: flavin adenine dinucleotide binding; dihydrolipoyl dehydrogenase (NADH) activity.
GGCUGGGUCUCACACAUGCGCAGUCGAAUAGUCCUUGUGUAGGUUACUGAUCCUGAGAGUCAGCCGUCAACAUGCAGAGCUGGAAACAUGUCUACCGGACCCUGUCAGCGCGGAGCCCCCACGCUCCGUGUAAACUCCACGGCGCCUCAGUCCUCUCCGUCAGAAGUUAUGCAGACAAAGCAGCACUGGAUGCUGACGUCACGGUGGUGGGCUCUGGACCGGGGGGCUAUGUAGCUGCCAUCAAAGCUUCUCAGCUGGGCUUCAAAACGGUGUGCGUGGAGAAGAACGCCACCCUGGGCGGGACCUGUCUCAACGUGGGCUGCAUCCCCUCCAAGGCUCUUCUCAAUAACUCCUACCUCUACCACAUGGCCCAUGGCAAGGACUUUGAGAGCAGAGGAAUUGAAAUUACGGGUCUGACUCUGAACCUGGAGAAGAUGAUGGCCCAGAAGAGCGGCGCAGUGAAGGCCCUGACCGGAGGCAUCGCUCACCUCUUCAAGCAGAACAAGGUGACCCACGUAAACGGGUACGGGCGGGUGAGCGGUAAGAACCAGGUGACGGCCAUCUGCGACGACGGCAGCGAGCAGGUCAUCAACUCCAAGAACAUCCUGAUUGCCACCGGGUCGGAGGUCACGCCCUUCCCCGGCAUUGAGAUCGAUGAGGAGACCAUCGUGUCGUCGACCGGCGCUCUGUCUCUGAGCAAGGUUCCAGCAGAGCUCAUCGUGAUCGGAGCCGGCGUCAUCGGAGUGGAGCUGGGGUCAGUGUGGCAGCGGCUGGGCUCCAAGGUGACGGCGGUGGAGUUCCUGGGCCACGUGGGGGGGCUGGGCAUCGACAUGGAGAUCUCCAAGAACUUCCAGCGCAUCCUGCAGAAGCAGGGCAUGAAGUUCAAACUGGGGACCAAGGUCAUGGGGGCGUCACGCCGGCCUGACGGCAAGAUCGACGUGGCGGUGGAGGCGGCUGCGGGGGGGAAGUCAGAGACCCUGAGUUGUGAUGUCCUGCUGGUCUGCAUCGGGAGACGACCUUUCACCUCCAACCUGGGGCUGGAGGGGGUCGGCAUCACCCUGGACAACAGGGGGCGCAUCCCUGUCAACGGGCGCUUCCAGACCGCAGUACCCAGUAUCUUUGCCAUUGGUGACGUGGUGGCCGGGCCCAUGCUGGCCCACAAGGCGGAGGACGAGGGGAUCAUCUGUGUGGAGGGGAUGGCCGGGGGGGCGGUGCACAUCGACUACAACUGCGUCCCCUCCGUCAUCUACACCCACCCCGAGGUGGCCUGGAUCGGCAAGACGGAGGAGCAGCUCAAAGAGGAGGGCAUCCCCUACAAGGUGGGGAAAUUCCCCUUCGCGGCCAACAGCAGAGCGAAGACCAACGCGGAUACAGACGGUCUGGUGAAGAUCCUCGGCCACAAGGAGACGGACCGCAUGAUCGGGGCCCACAUCCUGGGGACCGGGGCGGGAGAGAUCAUCAACGAGGCGGCGCUAGCGAUGGAGUACGGAGCUUCCUGUGAGGAUGUGGCCCGCGUUUGCCACGCCCACCCUACGGUGUCGGAAGCCUUCAGAGAAGCAAACCUCGCUGCGUCCUUCGGUAAAGCCAUCAACUUCUGAGAUCUCCUCGCUCGCUCCUGCGCUCUCUUGCUCUCUCACUCUCUCUCUCUCUCUCUCAGCCCCUUCUCUCUCACCCCCCUCUCUCUCUGUACAUAAUCAUUCUCUCUACGACCUCUGACCCAAGAAACACUCACGCACAACACCAGUAGCCCUGCCCCUCGCUGUGCAAUACUUUGUUAUUUAAACAUUUGGUGAGAACAAUAAAGUUAUUGGCCAGAGA